CAGUUUGGUUCGAUCAGUCGUCGCAGCAAGUCCAACUCGUCAUCGGGCUCCACACACAGCGCAGUCGAGAGUCGAGGGUGGCGCAGUGCUUGGCCCAGUCACCGUCUCCGUUCCACCUAACUGAAAAGGGCGCGCGAGUGCAUUAACUUUAACCGUUAACCGUAUUGUGCGCUCAUUUUUGGCUAUAUAAUAUAUAUAUUUGUGUCAAGUUGUAUUCGCGUGUAGAAUAUGUGUGUGUAAAGUCGAACGAAUUAUGCAAUUGGCCUAUGCUAAGUGAAAAGUCAAAUUGUGUUUUGUAAUGCUCCAAAGAAACGAAUAUACAAAGAAAAGUGAAGCUGCUGCCGAGCUAAAGCUAAAUCGCAAUCAACGGCACUGAAAAGCCGUUUUAAAACAAAUACAAAUAAAACAUACAAAAAAAAAAAAUAAAACAAAAAAGAGUUACUGAAAUUUAAGACAUCCAGACAAAAAUGGCGGCUGCAGCGACAACGACAACUGCGACUGCGUCUGCGUCUGCGUCUACGGCGAACAUUUGCGUCAGCUGCGCACGCCAGCGUCAAAGCCGACGCUGCGUCGGCGCCGGCGCUACGACUGCGGCUGGCAGUAAUGCCAUAUUGCGAAUUUAUAGCGCCUGGGCACUACUCACACUGCUGGCCGCCAGUGCUGCCUAUGUGCAGAGUGCAGCCGUUUCCUUUGGUGAUCUGCUGUCGCAUCCCACAUUUAAGCCGCUCUGCAGCGCUCAGCACGAGCAUUUCAUUGAGAGCGAUGGCAAAGAAUCUAGUCUCAUCAUCGAACUGAAGCCGGGCAGCUAUGGCGCCCAGCACGCCUCCUGUUCACGCAUUUUGAGCGCACCGCCCAGCUACGGAUUCAUUGUGCGUCUCAUUCUGCCCAAGCUGCGGCACACCCAGCACAGCACUGACAACACGCCCUCCAGCUCCAGCUCCAGCUCCAGUUCCAAUAUUAUGCCCGCCACAGCUCAGCCGCAGAGCCAGGCCAGGCAGGGGCCGCAGUCGAUGCCGAAUGCAACAGCAGCUGCUGCGGCGAGCUCAUCCGCUGUCAUCGUGGGACGCACCUGUCCCUUGAAUAUCUUCAGCUCGUUGGAUCCGCAUACGGCGCAGUGGCGCGUGGAUCCCUGCCAGCUGGAGGACACCGCAUCCGAAAUGGAGGAUCCGGUGCGUUUGUUUCACGGCCGUGUGCGCAUUGUCUGGGAGCAUGGCCAGCAUGCGCUGCGAUCGAAGCUGAUGAUCACGGUGCUGGGCAAGGGCGAGCAGUGUAAGGACCAGAGCAAGCAUCAGUGCCUCAAGAUUGGCGAUGAGCCCAUCCUGUGCAUAUCCAAGGAGCUGGCCUGCGAUGGCAUACGCCAUUGUCCCUACAGCAACGAGUACGACAGCGACGAGGACUACGAGCUCUGCUAUAAGCAGCGACGUCCUGGCGCCGGCGCGCUGCCCUCCGCACUCGAAUCCGAUCUGUUCGAGCAGUUCGCCUUGGAGGUGUUUCGCAAUCUGUUCGCCUACGAUGCGCCCACAUCGCCUGAGGAUCUGCCGCGUAACGACAGCGCCGGCGACGCAGCAGCCGCAGCAGCUGGCAACAAUUCGACAACGCAGCUACGCAAAGUGCACACCAAAGACAUGAAGAAACCGGGCGAGGCGAAUGGUUCGCCCAAUGCCAUUGGCGCGGACUCGUCCACGCCAGAGCUGGAUGCGAAGGCGCAGGAUAAUGCCACCGUGGAGAACAACAAUAGCAGCGGCAGCGGAGCUGGCAGCGGCUUUACGCGUCGCAACUCGACGCGCUCCGGCCUCCACUCGGAUCUGUCCAAGUACGGACCGUGGGGCUAUCUAAUGCUCGGUAUGCUGCUCUGCGGCGGCGCUCUGCUCAUCUGCGGCCUCUGGGCAUCCGCAUCGCAGCACGCCGUCAACAAUGAGCGCGAGGCAGCGCUGGCCGCCGCCAAUGGCGCUGGCUUGGAUCCCACCACAGCCACAUCGCCGCCCAACUACGAGGAGCUGGAUCCGCCGCCGGCCUACUCGGUGCUCUUUCCCAAUCAAAAGGCCGCCAGCAGCAAUACGCUCAAUGCGCUCGAUGGCGCCGUGGCCAGCACAACAGCAGCAGCAGCAGCAGCUGCUGCGGCUGCAGCAGCAAUAGCAGCAGCAGCAACAACAACAAAUGCGGCAGCAGCAGCAGAAGCAACAACUGCAGCAGCAGCAGCAGCAGAACAACAACAAGCCCAACAGCAAACAGGAGACGAGCCAACAAACUAGCUCUAAGCCUGACAAUUAGGUCGCCACAACAUGGCGCAUCUGGCAAAGUAGUUUAGGUUUAGGUUCCAACUUCUUUGACUGACUCUGAUGCAAUUAGUUUAGCAAAACAAUUUUUUAGUUCUAGCUCCUAAGCCUAACUCUAUGUUUAAUGUUUAAUGAUAUAACUAUGUAAAACUGGUCAAGCCGAUCUGUCCCACAAAAAAUCAGAAAUCCGAAAACCUCCCGUGUUCGUCGUCAUGCCAAGCAUUGGCGACCGCACAAUCCUACAUUAUAUCCAAUCCAAACGAAUUGUUCAGUUGCCUGCAAUGUGAAAAUAAAUACUUAUACUAUAUAAUAAUACUUAUCCUAUGUAAAAAGCGAUUGUAAGAAAUGACAAAUUAUAACAAUAACAACGACAA
Molecule: messenger RNA, 2650 nt
Organism: Drosophila virilis
Lineage: Eukaryota; Metazoa; Arthropoda; Insecta; Diptera; Drosophilidae
Source: RefSeq, a predicted model, not a curated record